GCUGGGUCGCCAGGAGGGGCUGGAGCCAAUCCCAGCUACCACUGGAUGGCACUUCUGAUUCUCCUGGUAAUGCUGACAGCAUGUGCUGCAGUGCCUCAAGAAGCAGGAAAUAAUGUGAUUGACAUCUGUGUCAGAAACAACAGAGUAACAUUUACAGGCCAGGAUUACAUGCUGAAUACGUGGCAGUCUAUUUGCACCACUUGGGAUUCUGAAUCUGAACUGGUGCAGCUGUGGCUUAACGGAAAGCCCUCAAUAAAGAAAUUCAUUGGUGGAUCGGUCAUCACUGAUCCAAUUGUUAUCGUAGGACAGGAGCAGGAUUCCCAUGGCGGGGGAUUUGACAUCAAUCAGUCUUUUGUUGGGAUGAUGUCUGAUGUCCACAUGUGGAACUACGUCCUUUCCCCUUGUGAGAUCCAGCGUUUCGUAGAAGAUCUGAACUUCACUCCUGGGAAUGUGAUAAACUGGAGGGCGCUAGAGUUCGAGGUCACAGGCAGAGUGCUAGUAGAAAAUAAGAUCACUUGUGAAUAAAGUUACACUAUAAAUAAAUAAAGUCAUUAAGAAGAAGUUUGAAAAUAUCUGCAGCUGGUCUUUGGUUAGGGUAAUGUCUUUAAUCAGUUUCAUUUUCAUGAAAAAAACAAUCUUAUGUUUUUUUUUUUUUAAUUGAUUAUUCUGAUUGAGCAUGUUAGUUAAUUGCUUUGUAUGUGUAUAAUGGUUCGGGGUUUCUCUUUAACACCAACUCCUGUCAUCAAUAAUCUAAAUAGUUUCCUCAGUAUAAAUACUCUUCCCUGUGUUUUCUGCCAGAUUGUCUUGGUGCAGCGAAGCAUUACGAUAUGUGAUCAUGUGUCAUUUUAUUUCUCUAAUGUUCUUCUUCAUAGUUCAUUAAAAACAAUCAUU
Molecule: messenger RNA, 891 nt
Organism: Oreochromis aureus
Lineage: Eukaryota; Metazoa; Chordata; Actinopteri; Cichliformes; Cichlidae
Product: serum amyloid P-component-like
Exons: 5
Coding region: 46-525 (159 amino acids)
Source: RefSeq, a predicted model, not a curated record